Molecule: messenger RNA, 879 nt
Organism: Lampris incognitus (smalleye Pacific opah)
Lineage: Eukaryota; Metazoa; Chordata; Actinopteri; Lampriformes; Lampridae
Exons: 6
Coding region: 1-879 (292 amino acids)
Source: RefSeq, a predicted model, not a curated record
AUGGCUACCAUCCUGGAAGGUCUGACAGGAGAGCGAAAUGAUCUCAAUGAUAUCAUCAUCUACGGAGCCAACAGCACAGAGCGUGAUGCUCGUCUGAAGAAAGUCCUCCACCGUCUGAAAGAGGCAGAAGAGAGCAGGAGCUCGAAGCAGUCCGGGGUCGUGAUGAACACCACAGGUCAGCCAUGGACGGUCCUUAUCUUCUGUGUUGCUGUCCAGCUGCUGGGGGCAGGAGCCUCCUCGCCGGAGCCCCGGUCCUCCCAUGUGACCCAGGUGGGACAGAACGUGUCGCUGCCCUGUAACCUCACGUCCUCCGGACAGGUCACAUGGUUCCAUCUGCGCGCAGAUCACCUGGUCCCCCUGCUGGCCGUGCAUAAAAGCAAGCUCAACCGAACGGAGGUCAGCUUGUACGUACAGAACGAAAGUCACUUCCGGUUUGGUGGAGAUGCAAAGGACGGGCGGGUCAGUCUGGAGCUGGUCCACGUGAACGAGACGGACGCGGGUCUUUAUUUCUGCGGCGGUCGGUGUGACGGGGUCACGUGUUUCUCCAGAGGCCUUCAGCUGACUGUCGAGGGCAGUGAACCCCACACAGUGACCAGAGACGCUCAGGAGCUGCCAUGUUGGACCCUCAUCAUCUCUCUGCUUCCAGUUUGGUUUCUGUUCUGCUUUCUCUGCAUCUUCACCAUCUGUUUCUGCUCAGGUAGGACACCUGUCUGCUGCUCAGCCUGUGUGGACGGGGACGCCAGUCUAAAGGAGGCGCGGCUGCACUAUGCCAGUCUGAAGUAUGCUCGCAGGCCCCGCCCCUCAGCUGAGGGUCACACAGGAUUGGCUGAGGAAGAUGUCACUUACUCAACGGUGUCACACAGGCGGUAUGAAGAAUAG